AGUAAAGUCAUUGCACCGUGUCAACAUGCCAUUACUGACUGCAUCAAUCAAAUUUUAAUCCCAUUUAAGUUCAAAAACAUAAAUUAUGAAAAAUUUCAGUCUUCCACCUACCUAAAUUGCCCGUAACCCAAAAUAUGUUAACAGAAACCCGUUCUGAUGAGCAAAUCCGUUUAAGAACUAAUGUCAAGAUAACGAAUAUCGAGGAUGAAAACAACGACAAACAAUGGAAUGGUAGUAAAACAGAACCUUCGGAGGAAGCCGAACCAGGGCAAAGUAAAGAAAAUGAAACUAGCAGCUCAAAGAAAAAUGAGAGGCUGCUAUGCAUCCAUGAUAUGCCAGAUCAUUUACAAUUUAAUCCAUAUAUUGUGAGCGGAUAUCGGCCUCUUCAACCACCUUUGCAAUGUGUCGGCAGUGUUUUCCAGUGGCAUAACGAAAGCAUCAAUAUUAUCACACACGCCAUUCCAAUUUUCUACAUAAUACUGACAGUACCGGAUGUUCUUCCAUGGCAUUCCAAAGAACUUACUUUCCUAGCUUGGUGUCACAUAGCGGGAAUCUUGUGUCCCUGGAUAGGAAGUUUUAUAUAUCAUAUGUUCAUGAACCUGAAUUAUGGACCAUUGGCCUAUUAUGUACUUUUACAAAUUGAUAUGAUGGGUAUAUGGAUUAGUCAGAGUAUAGGUGCCCUUCCUCUAGUAUUUGCUUCCACAAAAUGUCUUCAAGAUACAAUUAGAAUGUCUAUCAUCGUUUUUUACUGUUUGCUAAGUUUAUGGGGAUUAUAUAAGGCAAUGAUUGCAUGGUCACCAUGGGACAGGCGGUUAUGUUUUCUUCUUCCAUUCUUGACUCGAAUAGGUUUAUGGUGCCUGAGACUAACAAAGAUAGGAGGAGGCGACCCCGCUGCUUUUAUUCACGUCGUUUUACAAGAUGUAAUAUCAAUAACCGGGGGCUGCAUAGGAGCAAUCCACGUUCCAGAAAAAUGGUUUCCUGGAAAAGUUGAUUUGUUUCUCAAUUCGCACAAUAUCAUGCACGUCUUGGUAGUAGCAGCGGUCUGGAGUAUGCAUCAGGCUACCAAACUGGAUUUACAUUGGCUGGCGAAGAAUCAAUGUUACUAAAUUAUAUUUCCAAUGCGGGUCAGAAAGAAAAAACAAGGAAUAAUUACGUACAUAUGAAACUGCAGAUUAAGAUGAUACAGCUCUGUAGUAUGUGAUUUUUUACUAAUAUUUUUGUUUCGGUCCUCCUGAAUAAAAUACUUAUUCAGUUUUA
Molecule: messenger RNA, 1257 nt
Organism: Anthonomus grandis grandis
Lineage: Eukaryota; Metazoa; Arthropoda; Insecta; Coleoptera; Curculionidae
Product: progestin and adipoQ receptor family member 4
Exons: 5
Coding region: 135-1106 (323 amino acids)
Cellular component (GO): membrane
Molecular function (GO): signaling receptor activity
Source: RefSeq, a predicted model, not a curated record